Molecule: messenger RNA, 798 nt
Organism: Enterospora canceri
Lineage: Eukaryota; Fungi; Microsporidia; Enterocytozoonidae
Source: the annotation of a GenBank genome assembly
AUGGAUCAAACCAAAACUAGUAAGACCAUCCUAUUCAUCCUGAUCCAAGGCAGCACCUGUUCUGGUAAAACAUCCUUCGCAGACUACAUCGAUGCCAUUCUCUCCCCACACCUGCGAAUCGAGAGAAUCGCCCUUGAUGAGUACUACAAAAAGAGAGACUUCCUCUUCACUGAUCCAGUAGCACGAAACUACGACUUCGAUUGCCCAGCCGCCUUUGACUGGGAUGACAUUGCUGCCACCAUCACUGGAUACGUCACGAAUGAUAGGCUGAUCAGGUGCAUCUCAUUUGAUUUUGCGACUCAACGUAGGGCUGAAUACCACAAGAAGAACACCAACCCAGAUGUGAUCGUGGUAGAGGGACUCUACGCAUUCAACCUGUUCAAUAGCAGCGUAUUCGACUGCAGCAGAAUCAGCUGCUGGAAGAAGCCACCUGAGAACGAGAAUGAGCUGAUUGAGAACGAGACUGGGAUAGCAGAAUGCAGGAGCAUCAGAAUUCUGCUUCAGGCGAAUAAGAAGAGGGUGAAGGAGCUGAGAGCCAAGAGAGACCAGGCUGAGAGGAAUACGACUGCUGAGACUGAGUCACUUGAUGUGCGACUGGAUGAGUACGUCUGGCCUGCUACUGAAAAGUGGGUGCAUUCUGCCCAUAGCAGGGUGGACUACCUGAUUCCAGAUGGAUCAUUCAACGUAGGAGAGUGCAUGCGUGUUGCCAAGGAGUUGCAGAAGCACCUGAUGGUAGAAGGAAGCAUUGGGGAAAUAAAGAAGGUAGAAAGAAGGAGGAAUACAGGGAAGAGUGGCUAG